Panonychus citri (citrus red mite) is the source of this 1267-nucleotide messenger RNA. RefSeq names its product palmitoyltransferase ZDHHC3-like. Gene Ontology annotation, molecular function: protein-cysteine S-palmitoyltransferase activity. The record is from RefSeq and is a predicted model, not a curated record. Lineage: Eukaryota; Metazoa; Arthropoda; Arachnida; Trombidiformes; Tetranychidae. Gene Ontology annotation, cellular component: endoplasmic reticulum; Golgi apparatus. Gene Ontology annotation, biological process: protein targeting to membrane; peptidyl-L-cysteine S-palmitoylation.
UCAGUUAAAGUCUUUUGACUGUUUUUGUUUACAAUUGACUUUCUUUUCUCUUGUUUUCUUUAUUUUUUGUUAUGGUCACUUUUCGAUUAUUAUGGUGAUGAAAAAUGAUCGACAAACACAAUCGCUGCUUCGGUGGAUUAUGGUUUGUUCGCGAUGUCUGUGGAAUCAUUUGUUCUUUUUUUACCUGGUUAUUAAUAGUAUUUGGUGAAUUUGUCGUCAUGAGAUAUAUCCUGUUACCAGAAGAAGAGAGUUACUAUAAAUUUCUCAAUUUAUUUAUCUUUCAAGUUCUUGCCUUUCUUGCUGUUUCUAGUCACCUGAGGACUAUGUUCACCGAUCCAGGAGCUGUUCCCAGAGGAACAGCAACAAAAGAAGCAAUUGAGUCACUAGGUCUCAGUGAAGGUCAAGUCUUGUACAAAUGUCAAAAAUGUUGCAGCAUAAAACCCGAACGAGCUCAUCACUGUUCAGUUUGUCAACGUUGUAUCAGGAAGAUGGAUCAUCAUUGUCCUUGGGUCAACAAUUGUGUUGGAUUAAAUAAUCAAAAGUUUUUUGUUCUAUUCACAUUCUAUAUCGCUCUAAUCUCUUGUCAUGCCUUAUUCCUUGUCGUUGUUCAUUUUGUUAAAUGCAUUGAAUCCGAUUGGAAACAAUGUGGACCUAAACAAGUUGGUCAUGUUAAUCCUAAUCCAAUGACGAUCGUCCUCUUGGUUUGCCUUAUGUUUGAAGCACUACUAUUUGCUAUAUUUACUUUUAUCAUGUUUGGAGUACAAAUUCAAAGUAUUUACAACAACGAAACUGGAAUCGAAUCAUUGAAAGAGAAAAAAACUUGGAGGAAAAGGUCACUAAAAGGUUUUCGUGAUGUUUUCGGUAAAGGUUUCAGCAUAACCUGGUUAUCUCCUUUUACUCAACCGAUAAUCGGUGGAAAAGUGGAGAGUAAUUUUUCUUAUAGUGUUUAAUUGUAAUAAUCAACAUCGAAUGAAUCUCUUCUCGAACCAGAAAUUCAAAUACCAACAACAACAACUUUCGAUUGGUACUAGUUAUUCAUCAUGAUAAUUGUAUUAAUAUGAUAUCAGCACAAUCAAUUGUAUUAUAUUCAUGUAUCAAUUAAUCAGAGUAUUCACCGAAAUGAAACAAUUUCAUUAAUAUGAAUGACCAGAAAAUCUGUUUAAUCUACCGAUUGGUACAUUUUUUGUCUAUUUAAUUUCAAACUUAAUUGCUUUCUCUAUGUAAUUGUAAUCAUAAAGUUGAGUAAUUAACAAUCUGAUCCCAGUGA